AUGGCUAUUUUAUUUCAAGUAUUAGGUACCAUUGUGGUAUGCUUCCUCACAAUGACCAUGGGCGUAAUGUUUGCCUGGCCGUCAUCAACACUAACACUCUUCAGAUCUGAAAACACAACACUACACAGAGUAAUGUCGGAAACAGAGGCAACCCUAGUGGGCAGUCUGUCCAGUAUAGGAGCUCUAUGUGGUACCCCGAUUGCGGGUUUCCUACUGGAUAGACUUGGGAGAAAACACACUGGCAUUGUGUUCUCUUUAUUGAGCGUGGUAUGCUGGACUAUGAUCGCAAGUAGCAAACGAGUGGAAAUGGUACUGGCUGCCCUAUUUGUAUCGGGGUUAGCUGGCUCCUCAUUUCUAGUCGUCCCGGUUUUCGUGGGAGAAUUCUGCCAGGAAUCUAUCAGGGGAUCCAUGGUGUCAGUGUCUUUACUCUUCUAUGGAGUGGGAAUGCUGCUUUCAUACCUGAUGGGAGGUUUUCUAUCUUACUGGCACAUGGUAUACGCAUCUCUAAGUCUAUCUAUCGCCAGUGUGUGUUUUCUGAUGAUUCUGAAGGAGUCUCCAACGUUCUUAUUGUCGAAGGGUUUGGAAAAAGCUGCAGCAGAGGCGAUAGCAUUCUACAGAAGCGCGAAGUCGAAUUCAAAGGAAGUCCUACAGGAGAUCACGUUGAUCAAACGGGUCCUCAACGCGGAUGCUGAUGCGGGGGCCACCCCAGAUGAGGAGAAGUUAAACCCAAUGGCGGAGAAAAAGAAGUUAUCCUUGUGGCAAUAUUUUAAGAAAUCAAGAUCAACCCGCCGUGCAAUGUUUGUAACGUUGGUUAUGAUGACCACGUCGAUAUUCCAAGGUCUGGUCGUGGUGCAGGUAUACGCCCAGCCCCUAUUCGCCGCCACUGUUCCAGAGAUGUCGGCCACGCUUGGCACCGUGAUAUUUGCCAUUGUUGGUGUCUUGGCUGGUAUUCCUGCUGCUUACAUGAUAGAUGCAUUUGGCCGUAAGCCACUCCUAAUAUACGCGUCCAUCGGCUGCGGACUGUGCUGUAUCAUUUGCGGGACCCAGAUACAUUUACAGUGGGGUCCAAACUACUUGACACCAAUAUUUAUAUACAUAUUUUGCGCUGUGUACACAUUCGGCGCUGGCAGUGUGCCUUUCGUGUUCUAUGCUGAGGUGUUUCUUCCAGAGAUCAAAAGUUACGUGAACAUGCUUGUAGUCGAGUGGGCUUGGCUGUGCAAUUUUCUCAUUCUGGUCAUCUUCGAACCAUUGGCCAGCUCCAUCGGCCUGGGACCUGUGUUCUACCUGUUCGCCAUUAUCUGCUUCUUUACAGCACUAUUCUGUACCAAGUAUAUGCCAGAGACCAAAGGACUGGCGGCAGAUGAAAUACAAUUAUUGUUCACACCCAAGAAAUAUAGACAGAAUGUUGAUACGUAUAAAUAA
Messenger RNA from Achroia grisella, 1422 nucleotides. RefSeq names its product facilitated trehalose transporter Tret1-2 homolog. Gene Ontology annotation, cellular component: membrane. The transcript is spliced from 8 exons. The record is from RefSeq and is a predicted model, not a curated record. Gene Ontology annotation, molecular function: transmembrane transporter activity. NCBI's taxonomy places the organism in Eukaryota, Metazoa, Arthropoda, Insecta, Lepidoptera, Pyralidae. Gene Ontology annotation, biological process: transmembrane transport. Bases 1 to 1422 code for a protein of 473 amino acids.